Molecule: messenger RNA, 15385 nt
Organism: Onthophagus taurus
Lineage: Eukaryota; Metazoa; Arthropoda; Insecta; Coleoptera; Scarabaeidae
Source: RefSeq, a predicted model, not a curated record
UUUUACGCGGGAUAAAAACAUUUUUGUUGGUGUUGAUGGAAGAUGAAGCUUUGGUGUAAACUAAAAGGAAGGAAAUAAAUUAAUUCAGGUUGGCACUUAAAAUGGCAAAUCAAUGAAGCGAAUUUAAUGAUUCGAAAUUUAUUCAUAAAAUAAGAAUUUUGGUUGGUAGUAAUUGCUGUCAAUCGUGUUUAUCAAACAAACGUCAAAACACCCCUGAUAUGGGAAAAUACGCCGAAAAAAACAUGUAAAAACUUAUUUAAAUCAUUAUGGGCUGAUUAGUAACGUAAAAAUGGUGUAAAAAAGUGUUGUGAAAUAAUUAAAAACAUGGAUAGCGUCAUGGAUGAGUUUAAAUAUCCGAAUUUUUCGGAUUCCCAAAACCAGCCUUGGGGAAGAAAUUUUUCCAACAAUGUAGUUAACCUGGACGAUUUAAAAAUGGAUUCGAAUUUUGCGAUGUUGCUCUGCAGUUUAAUAUUUGCCAUAGGAUGGGUUAUUUAUAUAACAUAUUAUAAUUCAAGACUCGCCGGGUACAUCAUCACCAAAAUUGUGAAUCGACUGUUUAUUAGCAAAGAUGGGUAUUUUAAAAUAGGAUCAUUUACUUUAAACGCAUUAUCUGGGAAAAUAAUGUUUCGAGAUGUCAUUUAUAUCACCUUGGAUUAUAGCGUAAGAAUACAAGAUGGGUAUUUAAUAUUUCGUUGGUGGAGAUCGUAUGUUCCAAAGGAUGUCUCUGAAGAUUUAUCACAUUCUGAUACGAGAUUAUCAGUCGUUCUUAAUGGUCUUGAAGUUCACGUUUAUAACCGUACUCAUAUGUAUUCAAAUUUAGCCAAAAUGUUUAAUAUCGAUCCUAGCGUUUUACCAGAAAAUUUUAAUGUGGAGAAUCAGCAAAGUAAUGAAGCAGAAUCUAAUGAAAGAGCUGAUAAUAAACCAAGACCUGAGGCAGCUAUGGCAAGAACUUGGAGGGAUUUAAUUCCAGUUAUAAAAGCUGAUAUUUCAUCGCUACGUUUAGUGUUUGGAAAUCGUUUAGUUCCCACCACGUUAAGUAUUACAGUUGAAGAAUCCCAUUUCGUUUACUCAACAAAGCCAGCAGUGUGCCAAUUAGACCGCUUCAUGCAUUUUACUAAGUGGAAGGCGGAAAAUGCUCGAGUUAUGCUGGUUUCUAGCCCGAAAUAUACAGGAAUGUUGGAUGAUCCACCAAGAUACAUGGGGGAAGGAUUCGUUUUAAUGUCAACAAACGACCUCGAAUUAUACUUCUACAUGGACGAGCCAGGUUUAGUUCCUGAAGAACCAGUUACAAUUAACCUCCCCAAUGGAGACAUCGUCGAGCCGAGCCCCCCACAAUGGGGUAUCGAUAUUAAAUGCGGAAAAGGAACCGAUUUUAGUUACGGCCCUUGGGCUGACCGGCAAAGAGAACAUUUAUUUAAAUUUUUUUACCCCCAAGAUUACCUCCCAAUGGAAGUAACAAAAAUGGCCGUAGCGGGGGAAAAGCGCCAAAUGCACUCAUUUGAUAUCCGGUUAUCGAUGCAAAGUAAAGCGACCGUCGACAUUUUAUUCUCAAAAAAUAAAGAAACGAAUGCGGUUCAUGUCAAUUUAGGACCAGGGUCGUAUUUAGAAAUUUCAAUACCCUGGGUGACCACCGAAAAAGGGUACACAUCGAAAAUUACCGGGCAAUUAUUUCACACCGAAGCAACGACCAGUUUGCAAUUUCGCGAUUUAUUAAUGAGCGAAACUUUGGAGUUUUCGGUUUUAUGUCAUUAUCCGUUAAUGUGGAACGAUCACCAGUUGUGGGAGUUUAAUUUAACCGGGGGGAAAGCGACGGUGAACGUUUUAUUUUGCCACAAAUGGUUUUUUACCGACUUAAUGAACGAUUGGUCCACUAAACAAAGACCCGAUUUAUUACACUUCGUCCCAUACACUUGGAGAUUCGGGAUUACCUUCAAACACUGCGAGUUAAUCACGCCGAGUAAUGAAUAUAAUUGGGUCGAUUGUACGAGCGCCGGGAAAAACCACGAAAAUGGACAAAUCGCUUUUUGCGCACAUUUUUUACAUCUAUCUUUUGAUUUGCCGUUUGAUGAGUUUUUACCAGACACUCUACCGCUAAAUUUUAGUAUACAAGGCGAAUCUAUCGAUUUUGUUGUGUUCAUCCCCGAGUAUCAUACAAGUAGGAUUACAGUUAUGGCUUUGGAGAAGUAUGCUAAGAUACGAUCCAAAGAUGGGAAAGGAAAAAAGAAAACUGAGGCUAUUCCUAAAUGGAGAAAUGUUUGUACUUCAACAAAUGGUUGGGUUGAUUUUUGGUGGAUCCCAAUCGGGGCUAUCAACAUAGGUUAUGUUUACCACCCUUGUCCUCCGUUGGGGCCAACCCCUCAAGCUGACAUUUCAACACCUGUUAAAGAAGAGAUACUUUUAUCGCCAAUGAGGUUCCCAAGGCAAAGAAAACCGCAUCGUUCUCCACAAGAUGGAGUCCAUAACAAAUUCGACCCAACCACAUUAAAACCGGACAUAGUCACCGUCGAAAUUGAAGUGGGCCCCUCCGUUUUAUUGCUGUACGGAACCGCAUUAAGAAACUUCGUCAACUGCAAAGAAAAUCUUUUCGGCGACGACCAAAUGUUCUUCGAUAUGCAAUCCUCUUCUAGCCCGGAAAACGAAUUAAAAUCGGAACACAGCUCAGUUGAUAUCCCGAUUGAAUUACAAGAUGACUUCGAUAUGAGAGAUUAUAGACCCAUCCAAGUCGAUCUUUCGAUUAUUAUCCACGACGUUCAAGCUCACAUUCUCAAAAAUUGCAUGGAAAAGGACCCAUCAUGCCCAGUUAUUCUCAUCGAACGUUUCGGAUUUGAAAUGAAGAAGCGCUACGACCAAACCGAACUCCAAUUAUUAUUAUCCCCGACGAUUCUUCUAGUUUCCGACCCCGUUAUAAGACCCAACAAAGAAAAACAUUUAAACGAAGGACGCUUAACGUUAUCUUCAUUGCAAGUUCGAGGCCACGCGAUGUUUUCGGACGUCGGGCGGAGUCUCGACGAAGACACGAUUGAGUACGCUUGGUUGGUUGAUGUACAAUUGGGCCGAUUGAGUGGGAAAAUAUCAACCCCUCAACUUCACGCGAUUUUAACUGGGUUAGAAACGCUUUUAUUGCUGUUAAAAGAUAACGAAAACGAGGUGAAUUCUCCCACGGAUGAUGUGUUGUUGCAAGAACCUCAAAUUACUCAAAAAACGGCGAGUACUCACCAAAAUUUUUUCCCACUACAAUUGUUGCAAACGCGGAGUAACACAACUACGAAAAAUUUGAGCCAAAAUUCAUCGAACACCACCGUUAAAGGAGAUGGAAAAACGAAAAAGCAACCGGAAGCGAAAAGAUCGAAUCAAAACACAACAAGCGAUGAUUUAAACAUAAACAAUAUUGAUUGUCAUAAAUUAAAAUAUAAAGUUACAAGAUUGGCGGUUGAUGUUUUGGAUUUGUGGUUGGUCGAGUCUGGAGUUUCGCUUCAAAUUUUUAUUUCCCCCGUGCGAUUGGCAAUGUGUAAUUUGCACGGGAAACAAGUUGGGACUGGUUUAUCGUGCGUUAUUUACUCGGUUGGAUUAAGACAGUGCAUUUAUCAACCUCACAAGUACUCAAAAUCGGAUAACUCCGAUAUUUGGUUGGAAGUUGGAUCGAUCGACUUAGGUCCUUUAGUCAUCGAAUCGGCGACUUCCUCCGAAGUAAAAGAUUUCGACAUGUACACGACGCAGCAAAAGUUUUUGAAAAUCCACGACGAUCGGCACAAAAAGUUGUGGUUCUUAUGGCCCGAAUUAAAUAAAGCGAUGGGGCGAUGUGGAUGCGUUGGGGGGUGCUUAUUUUUCGGAAGCAACAAAAAUGGGACAAGAUUUUUUAAGCCAUCCCCUAAAGAUUUGGAGGAAGGCAUGAAUGUAGCUGCUUUUCGCGUCAACGAACCCGGGAGAGACCCCGGUUAUGGACAAAGCGUGUUACACGAAUCCCAAUUAAUUUUUAGAACCCCCCCAUACACGAUAAACGAAAUUUCACUACAAGACAGUUUGAGAAAAACCAAAAAAGUGACCAAAAAUAACUUAGAGAGCCCAAAAACUUCCUCAAUUGGAGAAACUAAAAUUAUCGAGCAAAGUAGCUCAGUCCAUAAUAGUUUGGAAAAAAAAGGAAAUCGGAGAUAUUCUUCGACUUCAAUUAGAAGUAAAGAUAUUCCUUACGCUCGCCUCGUCGAUAACGUAACAGUUUUAGCGAAUAAAUUAGAUAGUGACUCAAAAUUGCACACGGAAAAAACGAAAUUAGCGGUUGUUAACCCCGAUGUGGAGCCUUUACCCAAAAACAGCGUCUCCGACUCAAAAUUAGCCGUUGAUUAUUUUAACCAAAACGAGAAAAUCCCCGAAAAAUCCGACCAAAACGAAAUUGAAACAAAACCAGCCGUCGUAAACGUUUCGGAGAGCCAUCACUCGCUAGGGGGGACCUCCGAGGAGCGUUUACGCGAACUCCAAGUACAAAGAACGAUCUCGAUGUCGAGCGAGAAUCAAUCGGAAGCUUUUUAUUCCGCCGACGAAGAUAUAAACUUAAAUUCGCGGUGUUCUAGUUUGCGAAAUUCGAUGUUGUCGUCGAAUGGAACUUUAACGCGACAAGACAGCGGAAGUGCCCCUCCUACGCGGAAGAAAUAUUCGAGCGAACUCAGUAUUGUAGCAAACGAUAAGGCGAAUAAUUAUAAAGUUGGAGUUACGAGUUCUUCAGUUCCUGAAAAUUCGAAAUUGAGAUUAUCCUCACAUCGAAGCGACCAUGAAAUACACACCCCCGAACAUCGCAGUUUUGACCCCCAAAAGAUGUCGCAAGUACAAGGUUUGGUGACUCCACAACGACAUCCGAGUACGCGAAGCAAAGUUUUACCCAAAUCGGAAGUUAAAAACGUCGGAUCAAUGAUGGAUUCGUCAGAUAGUUACAGUAGUAAUUCGUACGUCUCAGCGAUUGGGAGUCAAGAUGAUUUCACUUUAGUCGACCUCCACAUGCAAAUUAAUCGACAAAUUAUCGAUUCGCCUUUGUUAAUGUCGAGUUAUGUGGGACAUUUGAAACAAAUUAAGUGGACGAAUUGGAAUAACGCCAAUUUAAUGCAAGGGGAUCAUUUUUCGGUACCACUUUUCCAAAAAAACGAUGACGAUAAAUUGGUUUAUAUCGGUGGGAGAUUCGUACCGAUCGUCGAGGUGGUUAACGAAGGGGUGACGUCGAUGAAGAUGGUUUCGAGGAGUGAGGUGUCUUCGAGUAAAACCCCCACAAAAAAUUUUAUUUAUAACUUCGAGGAUAACAACGAUAACGAUUUGAUUUAUAACGAGGAAGAAUUACUUGGAACGAGUAGUUUCAACGGAACGAGAACUUCCGUUAUUAUUAAAUUAAAAGGCGAUCUUGAUGUGAUGAUAACCCCUUUGCUUUUGGAGUCGUUUCAGCGCUUCAUCGACGCUUUAAUCCCAACAGUCGCUAAUUUACACCCAAUGACGGUUAUUAACCACCUCCACACAUCUUGCGUCGAACAAGUCGUUUCAACGAAUUUGCUAAAAACAACCAAAAAUAUAUCUAAUUUAACCGAAAAUGAGGACGGUUAUUACGAGGAGACUUUAAAGUCGCAAUUUCAAGCUUCAAUUAUCAUCCCAAAAGUCAAUAUAACCAUGCUUCAAGUCUCGAUCGUUGAGGAAAUAAUUUCGUUUAGCGCGCUCGAUAAUAUGCGAGAUUUAACUUGCGCCUCGUUAUUUUCGGUGUGCUUUGAUAACAUAACAACGAAAUUUCACUCUGAUAAUCAAACGAAAGAAGUGAUACAAAAAUUUUAUCGCCCCGUCGUGCAAUCUUCCAGCAAAAAAGGUAAAAAACACUUCUUAAGCCUCCACUCGUACACAAACCCCGACAUAAUCCGAGGCGAACCCGUUUUCAUCGAAAGCUGCGAGCAACAACAAAAACAAUUAGUAAUCAGCUUAUCCGUAGGAAAAGUCCACGCGCAAUUACGCCGCUUAAAAAACGAAUGUUCCGUUUUAGACGACGCCGUCAUCACGGCGAUCCCAAAUUACAGCUCGAAAGUCUUAUUCACCGCGAUUAAAUUAAAAAAUGAAAACAAAUUCUUAGACUAUUACUUAAGAAGUGAAGAAUCCCAAGAAAACGUUUUUAUCCCAAAUUUAGACGACCUCAACGAGGAAAAACUCGGUUUUAUCAUGUUCGAGUGCGGAUUAGAAGGGGUUAAUUUAAAGGUGGUUAAAAAAUUCCAACAAGAACAACUAGAAAACGAUGAGAAUAAAAUUCCCGAAAUUGAUCCGGUUGAAUUAAAAAAUGAUAAUAAAUCGAGUAAUAAAUCGACUAAAAGUGUUCCGACCCAAACCGAUAAUAAUAACAUUUUGGGUAAAGAAACUCCAAAAUUCGAUGAAAAUAAUACGAAGGAGCCGAAAAAAGAUUGCGGGAAUGUUAUUUCGUGCGUAAUCGAAUUAAAAACGGUUUGGUUUAACUUCGCAGCACCGCCGAGGACCCCAAUUACGAGAAAAAUCGAUUAUACCCGGCUCGAUUGGAAUCUUUUGAGUACUGCCUCGCCCGCGAUUAACGCCUGGAUGAAUCCAAGUAAUCGUUUGGCGAUACGCGUUGUGCAUAUGGUGAGGAGUAUGUAUAGGAGGUCGACUGCUAUUGUUGCUUGUUUGAUGACGGAAGCGUUGGAUGCUUACGGGGGUCAUCUUCCCGUUAAGACCCGAUACGGGAAGUUAACACCACUUUCAAAGACGUUACAAGACGAUCCCAGUUGUCAAUUAUGUACGAUUUUGCAAAAAUAUUAUUUGGAGGGAGAUGUGCAAACGAUCGAAGCGAAUUUGAGGGAAUCCGAUUUACCACAAUUGUUUGUUUUGAGACAGGGUGUUAUUGUGCUGAGCAGACAAUGGAAACCAAACUUAUACACUCCAUUAUUACCCCAACAAAACGUAAAGACGCGAUUAAAACCGUUAAAUGUGACGAUAGCGAUACCGGAAAUACAACAAGAGGAUGUGUGCUUAACCGACGGAGAACAAAGUGCUAACGAAGAUGCCGAUAUUACCGACGAACACGCCCAGCUACUUCAUACCGGGAUCAUUUUAAAGCCCCACAAAAAUAUCGGUAAAGACUCCUCAACUUUACCAUUGAACACCACAAGAAUUCCAAAUUACAUGGAAAACACCAUGUUAUCGCCCCAAGUUGCAGUCGUUUCCGGUGGCGUUGAGAGCCUUCUAACUUCACCAAGUCCUCCAGUGUCGCAGAAACGGCGUAAAAUGAGCGCGCAACCCCCGACGGGGGCCUCAAGCGGUCGCGCCAGCGUUGUGCUCCCUUUACUCAACGGGUCUAACCCGUUUUUGCAGAAAAAAAUUAACGACGCUAAUAUAUGUUAUGGAGCUCUUCGGGAAGAUCACACCGCCGUGAACUUAGGUUCAGACCCAAGCGUUUGCACGAAUUCGUCCCCCGAAGCCCCAUUAAGCCCCCUCCACCGCAUCCCAACCCGGAACCAAAGCUCCGAAGACUUAUACAGUUGGAUGGCGAAACAAGACGUCGAAAAUUUCGAAUCCGGCGUUGAAUCAAAAAUCGACACCUUACAAACUCAAUCAUCCGGCGAAGAAACAACGCUCGCGAAGGAAAAUCAAGCUUUUUUGGUGCCUUUACAUCAAUUACACGACUCUUGGAAAUUGUUAGACGCAAAUUUAAUUUUCCAACCGUUAUUAUCCAGCUUGGGGGUGAUGCCGCAACAAUUAAAAGUAACCAAUAUGAGUGAAAACCCAACCGGGAAUGAUGUCACUUCGUUAGACGCGCUCGGUUCGAAUUUAUCGUUAGUUGGAAAUAUGGAAACGAUGCGGAUUGAUAUUGUCGUUUCGGAACAUGGCAAAAUGGAGAAAAAACGAAAAGGUGGAAAAACCAAGCAAGGUCGAACUUUCUUAGAGAUUAACACCGAUGAGUGUCCCGCGUUUGUUUGCGAAAAAGUCUCAAUCGAAUUAGAACUUGAUCGAAUGACCGAUAUGGCAGUUUCCGAAAUGAUUAAAACGAAGAAUGUUUUGUAUAUCAGCCGGGGGCAAUUAAAAAAUCACACAAGCACCGUGCUCCAUUUUAACGUAGGGGUCCGUUACAUCUCGCAACGUGUUAAUAUGCCCCUUUUAAGAUUGUUACAUCAAAUAAGUAACAUGUAUCAAAACGUUAAAGACACCCAAAACGAAUUAAGAGAACAACAACCGACCGUCGUUGAUAUCCGAAGACCUAAAACAAGCGCGAGCGAUCACGUCGAUGUUAAACACAACUCAACUUCAACAUCAGAUUUGAUUAACGAGGGAAGAAGUUCCGAUGAUGACCGAAAAUUACGCAGCAUUUUAUCGGAUAAAUCAUCGAUUAUCUCUCAAAAACCCGUCAUUUCACCAUCACCUAGUAUAAGAUCACGCCCGCAAAGUUUAGCACAAAAAUUAAUCUCAACCGGAAAAAGCGUUAAAGGUUACGUCAAUUUAAACGAAGGUGGAACCCCCGUUACGGUUUCAUCGCCUUCAAUUUCCGGUUUUGAGCGUGUUGUGAUAAACGAAAAGAACGUGGGGAGAUGUUGGAGGACUAUAAAUCAUUUAUUAGAUUUAUACGCGAAUAUGCCGGAUACAAAAACAAUAAAGCAUCGAUUUUCCGUUUCCGGAACAACAAACAUUAACAGCGACGUUUCAGAACAUUACAAAGGUAACCGGAAAUACGAUGUUUUAACCGAGGUAAAAUCGAAUGAAAACGUCGAUAAAGAAAGUGUAGAAAAAGAAAAUGAUAUAAUUGGAAAUCCACCAGGAAAUGGACCAACCGGAAACGUUGGAAGUGGUCAUAACCUAACAAGCACACCAAUUAGAACUCCAAAAAUCGAUAAAAAUCAAAAAAAUCUCGUCCACCAACCCACCUCUUCAAAAGAACAUACCAAAUUAAUCGUUUUCGGUGUUGCAAGAAUCCACAAAACACGUCUUUUAGCAACUCUUUCCGGGUUAAAACUCGAAGCGGAAAUAACUUCUUUACAUUCAAGUUUGACGUGUCGAAAAAAAUCGACCCCAUCUAGUUUAGAGUGUUCGUUAACGGGGCAAAUUGGACGUACGAUGAUUGUACUUUUAGAGGGGGUUGCCCCGAAUUUACAAACAGUCGUUAAAGUAACAGUUGGAAAAUCACAAGCUUUAUAUUCGAGCGUUAGUAAACGUUCGAAAGAUAAAAAUUCGGGUUUAUUAACAGUGGGGGCUGUUAACAUAGAUAUUCCCCAACAUCCGGUUGCGUUACACGGAAUGGUUACUAGAGGGAGUAAACAAUUAAGUUCGACUUUGCAAGAAUUAAGGGUAACGCGCACUUCGAGUCGGUUAUCGAGAUUACAAACGGAGGAGGAAGUUGGGGGUGGUGGUGGAGGGGUGAAUUAUUCCCCGAAUUAUGUUGAUAAGAAAAAUAUUGCUAGUAAGGUGCAGGAAAGUUUGGGGAGAGAAGAAUUGGAGAAGGGGUUGUUGCAACCUUUAGUUAUGCAAUUUUCGGUUAUUUUGCAAAGUUUGAGUAUUACAGCGGCUUUGUUGCCGUCGUUACAAGCUCAAUACAAAAUGGAUCAAGUUAAUAGUACAGGAACAACCGGAAGUAAAGCAAAAUUCACGAUCGAUUUACCACAUCAUUCUCUUAGUUUCACCACAAAGUUACAAGUAUCUGAAGCAAAUUUACCAUCAGAAGCGAGUAUAGCACUUCCUGCAGUUCAUGUUUCCGCUGAAUACAUCCCAGAGAGUGCAACAGCUACUUUGAGGGAUGUCCAUCGAGGUCCAGAAGGAGUCGUUUUUAUGCAAGGAGGUUAUUUGAGUGCAAACGCUGAAAUUGGAGUUUUUGAACAUAGUUUAACCACCGAUUUAUUAAAUCAUUUGGUUUUUGUACAAAAAGUUUUCAUGAAGGAAGUUAAUGAAGUGGUACAAAAAGUUUAUGGAGGUGAAAGACCCGUUCCGAUUUGGUUAGAAGAUAGCGAAGAACCAUCCACGUUAAACCGCAUCUUAUUCUCAUUAAUAAUAAAAAUCCAACGCAUCCAAUUAACCGCAACAACGGCCGGAAGUUCCGCCGUUCGAUUAGAAACGGGCGCAGUCGUUUUAGAACUGUCAAACCGCGUUCAAAACGUAUCCGGUUCCAGCAACAAAAACGCCUCCUCAUCGCGUUUAUUCGGCCGAGCACAAGUCGAUUUUAAUUUAUCGUUGGGCCAACUCAUAAGGAACGUUCUUUUCGAAGAGGCCGACACCGAAUUCCAACAAUUCGCGUAUUUUAAAACGCGAGUCGGUUUACGAAACAUGUUUCAAGAUGAAAUAACUGAGGGGGAAGAAAAAGAGGUUGUUUUGAUUACUUUAAAACGCCCGCUGAUUUAUAUUCAACCGGUCGCUGUGGAUAAAGCAAUCUUGGUUUGGUUAAAUUAUAAGAACGCUUACGAUUAUUGGAACGAAAAGAGGGCGAAUUUAAACAAAGAGGUGCUAACCGCCACGCAACAGGUUUACGAAAAAUUUCAAUUAGGACAAAUUACAAGUCAAUUAGGAGCACCCCACGUUGGGAUGUUGUUUUUGCAACUCACUGUUGAGGACAUGGGGAUUUGUUUACCUUUGAACCCCCUUCCGUUAAAAACUUGGGGGCGAAAUACUUACGAAGAAACGAGAGGGGCCGUUGUUAUUACUUUAGAUACAAGCAUUUCAGCGUGUAAUUCUGGGUCAUUAGUUAGCAAAGGAAAAUUUUCGAGCUUGUGUUUACGUUUCGAAGACGAUUUCGAAACAUCUUUAGACGAUUGGAAACCGGAUAUGAACAAUUCGUCCAAUUUAUGCGUCGUAAGCGAUGGAACUUACGAAGUUUGUAGCCGAACGAUCGCCGGGAAACAAAACGAGAACGCCAAAUGGUUCUUAAACGUCCAAUGGCAAAUGGAAGGUGUCGAUAUCCAUUUAGACACGAAUAUCGGAAAACAACUCUCCGCGUUAGGUCACACUUUAACGCAAUUAACCGGAGCGGAAGAUUCCCCUGUAAAUGUCGAUUACGACAGUGACGAAAACGAUCAAACCGAUACUAAGGCUAGUCAAGAAUCGAUACUUCCCGCGUUCGUUUUCGAUCCGAAUUUGGAUUAUCGCAAGCGAUCGAAAUUAAUCGAACGCGAAAUGAACGAACAGGCGAAAAUAAUUAACGAUUUGCGAUCGUUGGGGGCUUCGCAUGGAACGAUCGAGUUGGAAUUGAAGAAAUUGCAUGAAUUGGAAGCGAUGGUUUUUAAGGAUUUUCGACGCGAUAUGAUUCAAAAGUUGCGGAGGCAAAGUAUGCGCGGAGGUUCCUCGUCGAUUAAAGGGAAAAUUUUAGGAUCAAAACCGAGUACUUAUCGUUCUAGGAGUUUUAUUGUACCAAGUCCGAUGUUGGAAAAUCAAGGAAGCCCGGAAGAUAAUCACGCGGGUACUGGAAGUGGAAAUUCGGCGAGUUACGAAAGUUCGCCUCGUUCGGGGCCAUCAAGAUCAGCCUCGUUAAGAGUCCGAAGCGCCGACGGGCCGAGAGUUACUUUUGGAGAAACGCAUCAAAUCGAUAGGCAAUCAUCGUUACCGAGCGCAAGUUCAGACUUGAGUUUACCAGAAGCGAAUUUUGAGUGGGCCGAGCAUUUAAAUAUCGACGGGCAAAAUGUGGAUUUACGCAAAAAGUUGCCGUACGAAUUUGGUGGUGAUUCUUAUGAGGAAACCCCCCCGAAAGAACAAGUUAUUGGUAACACAACGUUUUCUUCUCAAGCUGGAACGGGGCCCAAUUUGUUCCAAAAACCUCAAGAGCCCAACAUAGAUCUUGAAUUAGACGUCAAAGUGUUUAUUAACAGUGGAAAAUGUGUCUUGCAUACGAAAGAUAAAGAAAAAGAUGAUGAAAUGAAAUUGCGAAUGCGAAAAGAUAGAAGUUGUUCAGCUGGUUUAUUAGAAUUUCCAACAACAUCUGGAAGUCCUGAUACUUCGCGAAAAAAUAAAGAAAAACUUUCUGGUCAAACAUCAAGCGCGCGAUUAAGAAACGUCCCCCACACAACAACUUUAGUCGAUUUAACAAUUUUCCACAUCCCAGGAAUGGACGUAAAAUUAUACUACCAAUCAAAAGUGGUGAACGAAGAAAAUCUUUUAGGAGACUCCACCCUCCCAGAAAACAUCCACGGAUUUCCCGACUUCUACACAAACAAAUUCUCGAACGAUUCCAAUUUAACAUUUGAAAAAUCCGAAGAAAUUCGAAUCGAAAAAGCUUUCAAACGCCAAGAUUCCUUUUUAAUCGAAGAGGGCGAAAUGAAAUCGUCGACUUCUUUGCACGGAAUUUCCAACCCAAAUUACGGCAGUUCGCCGUCUUCGAGUAAAACGAGUUUGGAUAAUUUCCCGUUUCAAAUGAGCGUGACGCCACCUCACGAUGGUGCUCAAAAGAAACAUCGCGGGAUCAAAAAAGCUUCGUUAUUCGCUUGGAUGACUUUGCAAAGUGUUCCGGAGGAGACGAUCAUAAGCCCGCAUAUUUUAGAAUUUUUAGAACAAAGUUUAGACCCGAUUCCGCCAAAAACAAAUUUUAAUACGACUUCGGCCGCCGUUCAAGAACAAGAUGGAACUAAUUAUGGAAAUUAUGUUUAUGCAAGUUUUCCGGUUGAUGUCAUCGUUUAUUUCCACAUGCAACCUAGUACGUUUAGGUUUAGUUGUUUACCAGUUUCAAGGGUUGAGUGUAUGUUGCAAUUACCUAGUUUGGAUAUUGUGUUUAGUUCGAAACGGGCUGAACAUGAGUUGUUACAAAGUGAAUUCGGUGAUGGAGCUCCGAAUACAGCAGCAACAGCAAUCGGGGGUUUAAGCGUAACCGGAUGUUUAUCCGACUUCUCCGUUUACAUUUUCCACCCUUACGGGGGCAAAAAAACGGCGUUAAAAGAAGCCCAAUGGUCGCCGCUUUCCGAUAGCGAACGAAAAGAUUCGUUAUCCAUCAACGUGGAGUUUGUGAAGUUCCACUUAACGAGAUCGAGGAUGUUAAAUUUCCAACAAGAAGCUCCGAUUCGGGGGAAAGCAGUUUCGGAUCAAAGCAGAAACGUUAUUCGAUUCUCAACCAUCACCGACAUUGGAUCUGCUUCAUUUAAAUACGACAUGCGCCGCUUAACCGAGAUUUUAGCAUUCCCCAAAGCUUGGUACCGACGCUCGAUCGUCCGGAGGAUGUUUUUGGGCGAUUUAAGCAUGUCUGCGCCAGCCAACGAUGAAGAUGACACGUUGAAUGCAUCGUUGAAUUCGUCCAAAAACGAUUCGAAAAAAUCGCAUUCGGAUCGUAGCCCGUUAUUAAACAACAAAGAGAAAUUAAAGCUCGCUUUGGACGAUAGCAAUUUGUGGCAACAAAAGCCAAAGGAAUUGGGGCGAACGGUCAGCACGGAAUCGGCUAAUACUAAUUCAACACCAUCGGAGCAAAAUCAAAAUUUAACCGCUUGGGAAACUUUGGUUUUAUUCGCGGUUAAUUUUAAAAAAUUAAAUGUACAUAUGAAUAUGGGGAAUGUGAUGGGGAACGUUUCUUGGUUGACGAAGGAUUUUCGAAGUGAAGGGAGAUUAAGUAUUGGCUCGACGGGGCAUAAAAAUUUAUACAUAGCGGUUGGUUUGGGAGGUUCUGGGUUAGAUGCUAAAGGUGGAAUCGUCGGGGGAAACAUCGAAAUUGCUAAUAUCGAUACGUUUAUUCAUAUCAGAGAGGAGCCCGAUUUAGAACCCGAUCACAUAGUUGGAUUAAGAUUGGCCGCUUUAGAAUUGAGGUUAGAUUACAUGGCAACUUCCGUUUUGAUGUGCCGAGUUAGCGAUUUAAUCGUAAAUUUACGCGACGAUUGGAGUUUAAAUCGAACUGUGACUUCCGCUUCGGUGACGCGACGCCCGGCGAGUAUUUUUAUUCACGGCGAUUUAUCUUGGAACCAAUUACAAAUAAUGAUGUCGAAAUCGUCGACGGCCGAUUUAUUAAAAAUGUACAAUAAACUCGAAGAGUUCUUUUCGCAACAAUUUAAUAGCAGUAAAAGAGUUUUUAGUGGAUUCUCUCAAAGUCAUCAUCAUCGCCCUUCGAGGGUUACUCCUCAAAAAAGUCGGGAAUCUACGAAAUCGGAAAUUGGUGUUAUUCAAGAUGCGCGCCAUCACAGGCAUUGGCAAAAAGUUUUAGCAGAUGUCGCUGGGUUGCAAUUAUCGACAAUGCAUAGCCCUUUACCGAAAACUGGGACUGUUUUAGGAGGGAAUAUGGAGUUGCAUGGAAAAAACAUUUCUUUGGCGUGUUUUCACGGGAUUAAUUUCAAAAGUCGUUCGUGGGCUUUGUUUAGUUUGAAGGAACCAUGCAUUACUUUUAACACAGAGUCUCAAGAAAUCCCAUCGACUACAGAUUCAAAUUUACACGACGUCCACGUUGUCCAAACUUUGCAAUGCAGCUUAGGAGUUAGCACUUACAAAACGCAUCAAUCCAUGGCGAUGGUUUGCAAAGUAUCAAGGAGCGUUAUUUUCCCACCUCAAUUUAAAACACUCCAAGAGUGGUUCCAUUACGCUUUCGCCAACAGCCAAAUCGAUGAGGUGGAUAAAUUUCCUUCGUUAGAAAGGGAGCGAGAUAAUUCAAUCGAAAGAUCCAGGGGAAGUAACGCGCAAAAAUUAACCGACCCGAAUCAUAAUCGCGAAGUUAUUUUUGCUUUACCCAGUUUACAACUUCAUUUAAAAACGGAACAUUUACAAACGGCAACUACACCGGAUUUAACUGAUGAAAAACCCGUCGUUGAAUGCAGUUUCAUCACCGAAUUUGAGGACCACAUCUUUGUAACGGUCGACGCUGAAGCGUUCUUUUUCUUGCACGAUUUAAUUUCGUCGUAUUUAAAGGAAAAGGAGAAAGUUCUUGGAGGAGUAACAACAAAACCAUCAACAUCUUCAACAAGCGGUGGUGAUUCCGCGUCGAAAUCGAAACCCCCAAAUCUCGAAGGGGACAUCUUCGCGAAAGAUUGGCGCAAUUACAACUGCAAAACGUGGCAUUUAGAGCCGACGGUCCGGCUUUUAAGCGUAGCCGGAAAGUAUUUAGAGCCGUACGGGAUCGAUUAUAUUUUGCAAAAAUUGGGAUUCGCACACGCUCGGACCACAAUUCCGAAAUGGAUGCAACGCGGAUUUAUGGAUCCUUUAGAUGCCAUUUUAGCCGUGUUAACGUUAAAAAUGGUCCGGAUUAUUAAAGGAGAUAAAGACGGUAAAGAUAAGGAUAAAAUUGAAGGUAGGAAAUAAUUUUUUUUUAUUUGGGGAUUUUUAUUGUGAUAUUAAUUUUGAGGUGUAAAAGUUUCAUUGAAAUUUAGAGGCUAAAUGUAAUUAGAACAAAAUAUAUACAUAGGAUUAGGGAUUAUUAGUAAUCACGAUAUUUAUUGUAGUUUGGAGUUAAUUAUAAAUAAUAAAUAAAUGGGCAAAAAUAAAUAAAAGCGAGAUA